Messenger RNA from Phodopus roborovskii (desert hamster), 775 nucleotides. It is a transcript of the gene Pierce2, whose product is annotated as piercer of microtubule wall 2. The transcript is spliced from 2 exons. NCBI's taxonomy places the organism in Eukaryota, Metazoa, Chordata, Mammalia, Rodentia, Cricetidae. Gene Ontology annotation, cellular component: axonemal microtubule. Bases 41 to 607 code for a protein of 188 amino acids. Gene Ontology annotation, biological process: axoneme assembly. The record is from RefSeq and is a predicted model, not a curated record.
CCCCACAACAUCCGGGCUCCCACGCCUGUAACCCGUUGCCAUGGAGAUUGGCUGCCACACUGGAAGACAAGGUUUCCACCCACUCUCUCCCUCCCCAGAUCUGGCAGUUUACGCGACACGGAUCGUUCUGGCUUCGUCCUUGCUGCUGCUUCCCGUCGAUUCAGUGAGAAGACCGGACCCUGCGCCCUCGCCAGACUUCUCGCCAUCAGGAAAGAGCUGCUUUUGUGAAAGAGAGAAGAUGGAGAGACAGAUCGACUGCGACUUGGAUAAGAAAAGUACUUUGUCUUCAGAUGCAGAAGUGAAACCUGAACCACCAGCUCCAUGUGUGAACCCUGGGAACCCUGUGUUUUCCUGUAUGAUGGACCCCAAGACACUCCAAACAACCACCUCACUGUCUAAACCACAGAUGAUUAUGUACAAAACCAAUUCCAGCCAGUAUGGUGCCUUCUCACCUAGACCCCAGUUCUUUCCCUGCAAGUACAUUCCAAUAGAGCAAGUGUUCUCAAAUCACAUCAGAGCAACUGGGUUUUAUCAAAAUAACAGCCUAAAUACUGCCCCUGACAGAACCAGGACCAUUGAUUUUCCUAACUUUCAACACACUCUCUGAAAAUACAUCUUCCUGACAACUGAAGAUAAAAUGUACUUGAGUAUGUUCAUUUUUAAGUCUAGAAUGCCUAAUUUCUGAACAUGAAAGGAUUUUAAUGACUUUUAACAAAGAUAUAAGUACAUGUUCUAAAAUACUUUUAAGAAAUAAAAAUUUUAACUGAUAACUUAA